UGGUAGGUGACGUGUGAGGCUCCCAGCUGACGUGUGAUCCUCGUCUCUCGUCUCAAGUGUGUUUUAAUGUGUCUUGACAGUACCCGGUCACAACCACGCACCCGUAGAUAUCACUAGAACCUCGGUGUUGGUGUCAGAUAUGGGUGAGGACCGAGUACCACCAGGUCUGGCUGGUGCUGUGGACAGCAUCAAGGAGGCUCUCAAGGCUGGCCGUACAGACAUCUUCAGAAAACUACUUGAUGCCUGUGAAGUGUCAAGUUAUGGUGGUGGGACAGAGGAGAGGCAACAGUUAAUAAACUCCCUGGCGACAGAAGAUGGCACCUUCCUACACAUGGCAGCUAAGCUUGGUCGAGGAGAUAUCAUACGAGCAUUGCUGGCCCUCGGUGCUGACCCAGGGGUACAGGAUAGUGAGGGUAACACUGCCCUCCAGUUGGCUCCCUCACACGCCAUUACCGCCAUCUUUACAGAGGAGCUGCUCCGUGCCACAGCUCAGUCAGAUGUUGGUCGUGUGUGUCAACUGGUCGCUGCUGGGCUGAGCAUCAACUCCCACGACAACCCUUUAAGUCGUAACACUCCCCUACACUGGGCAGCAUCAUUUGCCGAUACUGAUACACUUACCUGCCUAAUAGCUCGUGGGGCAGACGUUAAUGCAGCCAACAGCGACGGCGCCACACCCCUGCAUGACGCCGUGGCUCGGGGGAAUGAGAGCAUCAUAAGAAUACUACUGGAGCACGAUGCCAACCCACACAUCCAGUGCUACAAGGGGCGACACAAAGGUAAGACGCCCUUGGAGAUGGCAGCACGGAAGCCACAGCUGCAGGAGGUGAUGCAACAGUUUGCCUCAGAGAACAAGCCAGUACACAUCAAUGGCAUCGCUAAUGGCAGUGUCUCUCCUUUGUUAAAGCGACGUUCAUUGACAAACAGAGAACUUGCAAUGUCUCGAGGGACGUCUGGUUCCUUGGAGUCGUUAGCCAGCAUGGGGGCGGACAGUGUGAUGACGGGGGUGGAGGCCGGGAGUGGUGACGGCACCUCAGUGAGAAAACCCUCCAUAGGCACUCCACAACCUCGCUCUCCUCUACAGUCUUCGUCGUCUUUGGAACUGAGUCCUCGCAUGGAGCAGGUGUGUGAAAGGUUGGCAUCAACACAGCUGACGGCUCCUCCACGACCUCUGGUUACACACUCGUCGCUGCACUUGUUGUGGCCUCAACCUCGCCGCAUCACAGAACUUAGUGGCCCGGGCUGGUCUCCACCCUCACACGCCACACUGGCUGUUGUGGCAGGAACAAUACCUGUGCAUAAGAUUGUAGAUGUGUGGGAUAUUCAUAAAAGCUGGCUGGAGGAGGUUGGCUGCCAAGUGAGUCUGGGGGCGGUGGUGGGAGCACGGGACCCCCCCACUGCCCACACCUUCACCUGCAUAGUGGAUGCUGCCCUCACCAACCAUCCUCACCAGUACACACUCACCAUACAUGACAACAAGGUGACAAUGGUGUGUGGGUCCAUAGAGAGCCUCCACAGCACUCUGGUCACACUGGUACAGCUGCUUCGUGUGUGUACGUCUAACAGGGAGGGAGCUGAGAAGGGCAUGGUUCCUCCGCUGGUCAUAACGGAUCAGCCAUCGCUCUCUCAUCGAGGAGUCCUGUUGGAUGUUUCACCACACGCUCGGGUUCCCACGCUGGAGCGUGUAUGCCAGAUGGUUGACUCCCUCCUUGCCUUGAAGAUGAACCAGCUACACCUAAUGUUACGCAUCUCACCAACCGCCUGUAGUCUACCUUACUCCUCCAGUGAAGUUGUAUCACUAGACCGCUACUGUGAUGAUCGGGGCAUAAGCUUAGUGCCGGCUUUCGACAUAGAGGGAACCAUAUCCUUGACACAGCUGAAAGCAGUGACCUCGAUCAUCACUGCAACUCUCACCCACUUCCCCUCUGUCAGGUAUGUCCACAUCGGUCCAAGAUUAACGGCCGUGUUAGCGGAUGCCAGUUGUGGAAACAAUGGCCUCUCUGAAGAUGGUACCUGUAACCCUUUGAGUCCGUGGGCACAGCUGGGACUGGCACAAUCGGCUGUUCUCCUGGUGUGUGCUAAUGUUUUCCACAACAAGCGUCAACAGCUGUCUUAUCUCCCUCCGAGGACCAUCUUAGUGGAGUACGGUUUUCAGGCGGAUUAUGACUUUUCCCGCGGCAUUCAGCUUGCAGUAGAGACCGGGCGGCCAUUGUCAGUGUGCCCGGGUACUGCAGCUUGGAGUAGUCUGAGCGGGUGGCCCGAGGCUGGGGUGAGCAAUGUGUACAGCGGAGUGGUGGGAGGAGUUGAUGCCGGUGCUGGUGGUGUGGUCGUUGCUCACUGGUCCAGUAGUGCUGCUCUCACACCUCUAGUGUUUGCUUGGCCGCCCAUACUAGUGGCUGCUGGACUAUCGUGGAACCACAACACACACUGGGAUUAUGUUCACUCAUCAGUCGGGGAGCUGGUGGACACUCACCUCGUGCGAGUUCCCGGGUGUGGUUUAGGGGCGGCUCUAGUGGAGUUGGGUCGCUGUGAAACCUGGGUGACCCGCAUGGCCCGAGGUCAGUCAGCAUCAGACGUGGGUGACCUGCCAUCAUCUCCUGGUUCAGCACUGUACCAGCUCCUGGCAGACCCUGAUGCCCUGCCACUGGACAAUCUCUCUACAGAAGUGUUCACUAGUGUGAUGCGUCACGUGCGUCGUGCAGUGCGUGAAGGAAGCAAUAGUGCAUCAGGAACGGCUUCUCCAGUAGGAGUGACCAGUGGAACAUCACCUGGUGUAAGCCGGGCCACAUCAUCCUCCCCAUGGCCCCUGGCAACUCUGGUAGUGCUGGAGCUUCACUUGGCCAUGGACAUGAUCCUCACUGCCUGCAGAUUGGGACGAUCACUGGUGUCCGUGGGCACUAACCCCAGAAGUAACAUGGGCGUGUCUGUUGUCAACCCUGGCGUUGGAAACUUACCUCCCACCCUCCGUACAGACCUUGCCAACAAGGUGUUGGCUCUACGUGAGGUGUACAGCUCUGUGUGGAUACAAGGGCAGCAGGCAGCAGGUCUCCAGUCAUCCCUGUUGGUGCUGACAUCCUUGCUCGCCCGCCUUCUGCCAGAUCAUUCGCUACACUCCUCAUGAAAACCAACCACCGCCUCCACUCCCAUUACUCAGAUCACGUUGUGGUCUAGAAACAUCUCGAGGUCGUUAAUCUCCCUGUGAACGUAUCUCGUGUCAAAUUCCUGAUUUUUUACAUUUUGUAGUUUAUUUGGAGUUGGUGGUGUCAUGGAGAGGAGACACGUAUUGCCUUCUUAACUGCUAUUACUAUACAGAAACUGUUCAUCGACGUCAGUAUUUAGCAACAGUAUCGUGAGAGAGAAAGAGAGAGAGAGAGAGAGAGAGAGACUGACUUUUGACACUUCUCUUGAAUGCUGAGUUAUACUAGACAGUACUGUACUUUUAAAAAAUUAACUCGGGAAAUAUUUUUUGUAUAACAUCUUUGCAUUUUUAAGCUGUUUUGUGAAUAUUAUACAUACAGUAGCGUCAGAAGGUGGAAAAUUUUUUGUAGUGUCUCGUAGGAAGCUGUUAUGAUGUAGCCUUGGGGUAGGUAAGGCACAGUGCACAGACCGACAAUGUUAAAACUGUGUUCACGUUAAGAUUAUUUUACCUGUGGUAAUUACCAGUGUCAUUAUUCACUUUCCAAUCAAAAUAUCCCUCAAAUAUAUGUGUGUGUGUGU
Molecule: messenger RNA, 3714 nt
Organism: Homarus americanus (American lobster)
Lineage: Eukaryota; Metazoa; Arthropoda; Malacostraca; Decapoda; Nephropidae
Exons: 21
Coding region: 140-3118 (992 amino acids)
Molecular function (GO): protein binding
Source: RefSeq, a predicted model, not a curated record